Carassius gibelio (silver crucian carp) is the source of this 3537-nucleotide messenger RNA. RefSeq names its product glucose-induced degradation protein 4 homolog. Gene Ontology annotation, cellular component: GID complex; extrinsic component of membrane. The transcript is spliced from 6 exons. Lineage: Eukaryota; Metazoa; Chordata; Actinopteri; Cypriniformes; Cyprinidae. Bases 169 to 822 code for a protein of 217 amino acids. Gene Ontology annotation, biological process: protein targeting to vacuole; protein catabolic process in the vacuole; proteasome-mediated ubiquitin-dependent protein catabolic process. The record is from RefSeq and is a predicted model, not a curated record.
UGAGCGCCUUCAUUCUGCUCUGAAGGGACGUAGCCGCGCGUUCUGCGGGAGAUACUCCAAAACUUACGCAUCGUGCCGUCAGUGUUGCGUUUUCUCCUGUUUCAGUGAGUCAGAUACGAGCUGCUCAGCUGGUUGUGCUCGGGGAGAGCCCCGCUGAAGUGAUCAAACAUGCCGGUCCGUACCGACCGCCGCCAGGGCCCGUGGUUGGCCUGUACGGCCUCGGCCUCUCUCGUGCCGCCCCCGCCGAUCAACACCCUCCAGCCCGGCGUCAACACCUCGCUGCUCUACAGCGGCUCCCAGUUCCGCGGCUACCAGAAGAGCAAAGGAAACUCGUAUGAUGUCGAGGUGGUUCUGCAGCACGUGACCACGGAGGACUCGUACCUGUGCGGAUACCUCAAGAUCAAAGGCCUGACAGAGGAAUAUCCCACACUCACUACCUUCUUUGCUGGAGAGAUCAUAAGCAAGAAAAGGCCUUUUUUAACCAGGAAAUGGGACGCGGAUGAGGAUGUCGACAGAAAACACUGGGGGAAGUUCCAAGCAUUUUAUCGGUACGCGAAAAGCUUUAAUUCGGAUGAUUUCGACUAUGAAGAACUAAAGAAUAGCGAUUACGUCUUCAUGCGGUGGAAGGAGCAGUUCCUAGUUCCAGAUCACACGAUCAAAGACAUCAGCGGUGCUUCCUUCGCUGGCUUCUACUACAUCUGUUUCCAGAAGUCUACAGCCACCAUCGAGGGCUACUACUACCACAGAAGCUCUGAAUGGUAUCAGUCUCUGAACCUCACACACGUCCCUGAACACAGCGCACCCAUCUACGAGUUCAGAUGACACUGACGUCCUGGAGGUGAAUCUACAGCGGACCGAGGAACUGGACACGAGAGGAACUGUCUAACGAUUACGCCCAGGACUCGGCUGUCCUCUCCCCUCAGUCUAAGAAUUAAACGGAGGUACAGAUGACGGAGAAACUCUUUCAGGAGACGGUCUACACAAGCCGAGCAAGCGAGCGGGAUUCGGGGAUUCGCAGCAGUGUUUUGGGUUUCCUUUUAAGUUUCAGAGUUUUUAACGCUUCUGUCCUUCGAUCAUCUUAGAAAACUACUUUUAUCCUUAAGGUUUGGGGAUUAAAACCACAGUUUUUCUUUGUCCUGGAUCGAAGAGCCAACUCACUAUUUUUUUCUUUGCUUGUAAUUUGGUAAAACAGCAUGGCCAAUCGAGAAGUUUUAAUUUAUUUUUUUAUCAUUGUCUGUGGAAUCGAGGACUGUGGAAAUGACUGUGAGCUGGGGACGGUGUAUACAGACGCUGGGAUGUCCUUCGAAGACGUAUCAAAGAUCCGGUGUGUGUUAUGAUGAAUGCAUAGAGUUGCAAUUGUCUGUGGCUUGCUUGGGCCUCAGAUGUUGUUUUUUAUUAAUGUAAGGUGUAUCAUCAAAACUCUCAUGUGUUUGUCUAGCAGCUGGGUCCUUCGCUUCUAUGUGUGAGAUAUUUUUAAUGAUGAAAUGAAACAGAGUCAGGUGUUUGGAAAGAGGUAUAUAUAUAUUAAUCCAUGGAGGUAAAGCUAUUUGUAAAGCUGCUUUGGAUGAAACAUUUCCUUCGAAGUUGGGGAAAAAAUGUGUGUGUAGUUUUACGCUCCUUGUUUUGCUAUGCAACCUGAGAACAAAUCUCAGCUUAUAAGAAUCUCAAGUUUAUGGAAGUCUGUGUCCACCACGCGACGUGAUACCAACGUAAAGAUAACUGUGACUUUUUUUCUUUCCAUUACACAAUUCCCAAUUUUUUUUUUUUUUAAACAUCUCACAAUUCUUUCUUUUUUUCUUUUUUUUUUCAGAAUUUCAAAUGUACAUCUCAAAACUCCAGGAAAGAAAAAAUCAUAGAUUUUUUUUAUUUUUAUUCCACGUCUAUCUCGCUAAUAUAUAUAUAUAUUAGUGCUGUCAAACGAUUAAUUGCAUCCAAAAGUUUUUGUUUACAUAAUGUGUGUGUACUGUGUAUAUUUAUUAUGUGUUUAUUUAAAUACACACACAUGCAUGUAUAUAUUUAGGAAAAAUGUUACAUUUAUAUAUUAAACGUAUAUAUGAUAUCGUUUAUAUGAAUAGAAAUAUAUACAUGCAUAUAUUUUCAAAAUAUAUGCUGUAUGUUUGUUAUUAUAUACAAAUAUACACAGAACACACACAUAUAUUAUGUAAACAAAAGCAUUUAUUUUGGAUACGAUUAAUUGCGAUCUUUUUUGCACGCAAUUCUAUAUUCUGCCAUUUUAUUUCCUCUCAGAAUUCAAAGUUAAUAUCUUCCAAUUCGGAAUUUUUUUUUUUUUAUUAUUAUUGGAAUUUUCGAUUUAUCUCACAAUUUUUACUCUUUCUUUCUCAGAAUUCUAAAUUAACUUCUCUCAAUUUUUCCAAUGAAAUAAGUCAGAAUUGGGAUUUUAAAAAGUCACAAUUAUCUUUUUAUUAUCAAUAUUAUUAUUACGAGGUGGAUACAGGCUUUCAUACGAGUCUCUUAGGUUGGAGAAUGAUCACUUCUCACUUGUUCACUUUAAUAUCGACCGCUCUGAGAGUAAUAAUGAUUGGUAUUCGCUCGAAUGUCACACGGUGUGUGGGAACGCAAGGCCGCAGAAGCACAACAUUGCUUUCAGUCCUUGCUGAAGAAGUCAAAGAAUAAGAAAGUGUUUUUAUCGGAAGGCUCAGGAAGAUUUUUCAAAGUAGUUCAAAACAGCCAAGAUGGUGGACAACACUGUUUUUCUGAAUUACCCAUCAGCCUCAAGGCGCCAUUUUUAAUGGCCGUGAUCUGAUGCUACGGCAGCUCUGGUGAUCUACAUCUCUUACAGAAUAAAAACAACGCACAAAAUAUAACAUCUGAGGCUUCGAGGAACCUCUCACAAGGAGGAACCUCUCACGAGACACAAUACCCAGGUGUGUCCGUCCAUUUAAGCUUUAGUCGAACCCUUUGCCUUAAAAGUCAGAGAUUUGUCUAUAUAAACUACUUUUAUAACCAUUAGUUUAAGCUCUGUACAGACAGAAAGACUUAUACGAAUGUGAGUGUUAGGAAAAGACGUCUGAAACGAAAGAUUGCUGUACCUCAUCCGCCAAAACCUAUUUGUGUUUGGCAUCAGAUUCCUGCCACAUUUCAACCUGGUAAUGUUGAGGCGUCCUAAUAACAUUUUGUACAUCCAAAAUAAAAUUCUUUGAUCAUCCCUGCUAAUAAUGCACAUUACGCUGAAAACACCCAGUAUUGGACAUGUUUUGCAACUGUGUGUACAUCUGACAUCUUUUCCCGUCUGAGUUCUUUUGUUGUCCUCAGAAGCAGACACGUGGUCACCGAGAAGGGUUUGUGAAGACGUGGGAUGUUUGUUUGCUGCACUUAAUAACCUGCUGCCUGAAGGGCAAGAUUUAUUUACAGAAAUGCUAAGCUAAUGAAAGACCCCUGCACAUGCUGUUACAGGAAGAGGGGAUGUACAUAAUAGGGCUGUUUGUGGUGGACACAAGUGAUUUCAUUCUCCACAAAUAUGAGUGAUCUUUUUACUGGCACAAAAGGAUAAGAAAAUAAAGGAAAUAAGAAAAUAAA